Nyctereutes procyonoides (raccoon dog) is the source of this 1226-nucleotide messenger RNA. RefSeq names its product small vasohibin binding protein (gene SVBP). Gene Ontology annotation, biological process: protein secretion; negative regulation of protein ubiquitination. NCBI's taxonomy places the organism in Eukaryota, Metazoa, Chordata, Mammalia, Carnivora, Canidae. Bases 688 to 888 code for a protein of 66 amino acids. The record is from RefSeq and is a predicted model, not a curated record. The transcript has 3 exons. Gene Ontology annotation, cellular component: apical part of cell.
GGGGCAGCGGCGGGCGGGGGAGCGUCCCCCGGGGCCGGGCUUGGGCCCGGGGCGGAGGGCGGGCCCGGGCGGGCGCCGUCGGUGAGGAGGCCGGGGUGGGCGCGAGGCCCGGGCCGGGCCUGUCCUCACAGGGCAGCGCGGCGCUGAGGGGACGUGCCGCAGGCCCUCUCGCCCCGGAACGGGCUGCGGUCCCGUGUUGCAGACACGGACCGAAGGCUCAGAGUGGAGACUGGAUCGUGGUGGUUGAUUGUCUCCGUAUUUACCGUCAGGAGAAAGGGACGCCGGGCGGCGGGGGGCUCAGCGGCUGAGGGCCUGCCCUGCGCCCGGGGCGUGACCCCGGGUCCAGGGAUCCAGUCCCCUCAGGGAGCCUGCCGCUCCCCUGCCCGCGCCUCUGCCUCUCUCGCUGUGUCCCUCAGGAAUAAAUAAGUGGAACCUUUAAAAAAUAAUAAUAAUAUCAGGAGAAAGCUUGCUGCACUGUCUUCCCUGUUUCUGUUGGUUUUAUUCAUUUCUUGCUCUUUUUUUUUUUUCCUUAGAAAUUUAAAAAUGCAGAAAAGUAGAUACUGUGAUAUGUAUGUUGUUCCCAGGGACACCCAGCAAGGUCAUGGCGGUGGGAGUCAGCCCUGUCCGUCCUGUCCACCGAACCCUUUAGCACCGGGUGAGAGCUAAGAAGUAUUCGGAGGCCAAGUCAUGGAUCCACCAGCGCGUAAAGAAAAAUCCAAAGUUAAAGAACCUGUCAGCAGAGUUGAGAAGGCCAAGCAGAAAUCAGCCCAGCAGGAGCUGAAGCAGAGGCAAAGAGCAGAGAUCUAUGCCCUCAACAGAGUCAUGACAGAGCUGGAGCAACAGCAGUUCGAUGAGUUCUGUAAACAGAUGCAGCCUCCUGGAGAGUGAGCCACCCUAUGCUCAAACUAGGUGGGACCCUGGAGGCUCUGUUUGUCAUCUUGGUACCAGUUUUACUGAGAUGAUCCACUUGGAACCUUACAGAUUUAGACAAGAAGACAUUUGCAUUAUUCCUAAAACUGGAUAAAUCUGAACUUUCUGUAUGUACCUUCUGCUUCAUUGGUUCCUUCAGUCUGAAUUGGCCCAAUGCUUGCUGAAGAGACUUGUUUUGUUCUCCUAAGACAAUAGAUUCUUUUCUUUCCCCUUUUUUCUAUUGUUUGAGAAAAAUCAGUGUUUCUUGUGAAACUGUAGAUCUUCUCCAAAAAUGCAAAUAAAAUACUAAUAAAACA